AUGGCGGACCUGUACAGGCUGGGUCUGCGGCCUUCAUUACAGUACCCGGCACGACUACGCAUCACUGAGGCCGAUGGCGUGCGUCGCACGUUCGGCUCCGUGGUUGAUGCGGAAAGUCGUUUAGCGCGCUGCAAGAUUUCCUCGCGAUCCUUCCACCGCAGUAGUCUGGCGAUGAUGGCCAGUCGCUCCCGCCGCCGGGUUUCCCUACGCGACGAGGUGGAGUUCAGUUUCCGGGUCGCAGAGACACAAGUCGAGGUCGCGAAAAGAGUCAGCAGCUACACAGCCCUGUCCUUGCAGAGGUGGAAGAACGAGCCUUACCCUUUACCUAAGUACGUGGAUGAAGUGGAGCUGUAA
Messenger RNA from Knipowitschia caucasica, 354 nucleotides. Lineage: Eukaryota; Metazoa; Chordata; Actinopteri; Gobiiformes; Gobiidae. The record is from the annotation of a GenBank genome assembly.